GUGCCAUGAUUCGCAAACAGGAGGGUUUGGGAAAUAUUGUGGGUAUAUCAGUUGCGAGAGGGGCGCCUCGAGUGUCACAUUUGUUUUUUGCUGACGAUAGUUACCUCUUUUUCAGAGCUCGAGAUGAGGAAUGCCAAACGGUUAAAAAUCUUUUGCAAUCUUAUGAGGAAGUCUCGGGUCAGAAAGUCAAUCACCAAAAGUCUUCGGUUCUGUUUAGUCCGAAUUUGGGUGGAGAUUCCAGAACUCGUGUGAGCAGUUUUUUGGGGGUUAGCAGCGAGGAAACUAAUCCGAGAUAUUUAGGCCUCCAGGCAUUGGUAGGUAGAAAGAAGAUGGAUAUUUUGGGCUAUUUACUAGAGCGUAUUCUGAAGAGAAUUCAAAGCUGGAAUAACAGGUUCCUUUCAAAGGCGGGUCGUGAAAUCAUGCUAAAAACAAUUAUUCAGGCUAUGCCAACAUACGCGAUGAAUGUGUUCCUGCUCCCAAAAGAGUUGUGUUCGGAGAUAGAGGGCAUCAUGAAUGGCUAUUGGUGGCGGGGCUCAGAUCUUUCUCGACGGGGUCUACGAUGGAAGAGCUGGCAAUCCCUUUGUUACCCAAAACAGAAGGGAGGAUUGGGAUUCCAGUCAUUGCGUGAAUUUAAUAUAGCGAUGCUUGGGAAAGUAAACAAGCCUGGGGGAUUAUUAAAAGCCCUGACUCGUUAGUGAGCAGAAUUUUUAAAGCAAUAUAUUUUCCUAACUCUACAUUUUUGCAGGCUAAAUUGGGAUGUAAUCCCUCAUUUGUGUGGAGUAGUUUGAUUCAAACUCAGGAGUUAAUUGAACGAGGCCUGCGUAAGAAAAUAGGGAAUGGACAGACGACGUCCGUGUGGAGGGAACGGUGGCUGCCGGGGGUGGGAGAUGGCAGGAUUCACACACCUCCUCCGGCCGGAAUUGCCGACAUGAAUGUGGCAGCACUUUUAUCUGAGAAUGGGGAGUGUUGGAAUAUCCAAAAGAUUGAAGCUUUAUUCUCGGUGGAAGAGAGGAAGGCCAUACUUUCUAUUCUGUUAAGUAGAAGGAAGGUUGACGAUGGUGUGUGGUGGAAUGAGGAUUCAAAAGGGGCCUACACUGUCAGGUCCGGGUAUAGAACGUUGCGGGGUGAAUACGACGCUAACGGUUGGUUAGGUUGGACGAAAAUGUGGAAUUUGUGUAUCCCUCCCAAAAUAAAAUGUUUCUUUUGGCAGCUUAUGUCGGGGGUUUUGCCUACUGCGUCUAACUUGAGAAGGAGAAGAGUCAAUAUUGAUAAUGUUUGUAAGCUGUGUGAGGAAGAUUCUGAAACGGAAGAUCAUUUAUUCCGGUGUUGCAGAGUUGCUAAAGCGGUGUGGCAGCAUCUGGGCAUUCGUUUCAUGCGACAAGGUGAGUCUUUCAAUGCUUGGGUUCAAAGCUAUUUUGAAAGUCACGCAACGACAAGGUUUGGAAGCAUAAAACAAUGUCAUGGCAGCAAGUAUUGGAGGUUGCGGCUGCUGUUCUUAGGAGCUGGAAGGCUGCACAAGGCAAUACUACAGGAAGAAUCAAAGUGACGGAUGGGCCAACAGGCUGGAAGAAGCCGUCGGUGGGCACAAUCAAAGUUAAUGUGGAUGCGGCCUUGGAUUUGGGGCGGGGAAAACGAGCAUGGACUUGGGUGGCUAGAAAUGAAGAGGGCUGCUUCUUGCAAGGCGGCUGCCAAACAGUUUCGGCGGCUUGGACAGCAGGAAUUUCGGAAGCCAUAGGUGUUCGGGAAUCUUUAGCAUUCAUAAAAAGUCAGGGAUGACCUAGAAUUAAAUUGGAAACCGAUUCUCAGUUGGUUGUCUCCGGAUUGAUGGAUAGAGUUGGUGAGUCGUAUUUUGAUACGAUUAUUGAAGAUAUUAGACAUAUUCUUCGUAAUGAAGCUAGUAUUGAUGUCAUUCACUGCAAGAGGUCCGCGAAUGGACUAGCUCACAAAUUGGCUAGAGCUGCACUUUCUACGACGGAUGGUUAUAUACAAUUUUAUUAUCCACUUGAUUAUAUUGUAUCCCUUCUGGAAAACGAAAAGUUGAAUUAAUAAAAUGUUUAGUUUUCCUUUCAAAAAA
This is a messenger RNA of Cuscuta epithymum, 2074 nucleotides long. The record is from the annotation of a GenBank genome assembly. Lineage: Eukaryota; Viridiplantae; Streptophyta; Magnoliopsida; Solanales; Convolvulaceae.